This is a messenger RNA of Schistosoma turkestanicum, 3579 nucleotides long. NCBI's taxonomy places the organism in Eukaryota, Metazoa, Platyhelminthes, Trematoda, Strigeidida, Schistosomatidae. The record is from the annotation of a GenBank genome assembly.
UUCCUGCUCUGCCCUUGACAUCAGAAAGCGGUAACCCUGAUGGCGACGCCUGCUGAUAUUCUGUCAACCUUCAAAAAGGAUCUAGAAAAUCUUAAAGACAAUGAUAAGUACAAAAUCAAUGCACUGACCAUCUAUGCAAGAGAUAAUAAAGAUAUUGUCGGGGUUGCUCAAAGUAUUGUCGAUAUUACUAUCAAGCAUGUUCAAAUGGUGAGUUAUUUCGUAUCUAAUCCCUUUUUGUGUCCUGUGCAUACAUGUACAGAUGAAAAAAGACCAAUAAAUGUUUUUUUCAGUUUCGAAUUUUUUGAAUCUUAUGGGUGCUGGGUUAGGCCGAAGCGAUAUCAAUUGCUUAGGUGCUUAAUCUAGCCUUCGUAUUUGCGUACAUGCUUAGCACUUCGUACGUACAUACAUCAGUUCAAGUUGCCACACCGAAUUAGCACAAAGACUCAAUUUUCAAUUGAGAUCCCAUAGUAGUUGAGGUAGUAAAAGUAUUAGCAGUAAUCGAUGUUCCUUGGGUCCAAAGAUAUUCACGAAGUACGAUCUGAUAAAAUCAACAAAUAGAUAUGACGAAAGAUCCAGAGGAUUAGGAUUUGAGAUAGGCUGAGGAUGGAUGCCCUCGCAACAUUUUAAACAGUUUAGAGCCACACCACUCAAGGUCUCUAACCCGACCGUAGCUGUUACCUUGACGUGGUGGUCGGGCUUGCCUAUUGUGAUGACCCAAUCGAGCUAUAUUGAAGAGAACGUACUUUCACUUAGGUUCUACCAUGCCAGGCAGUUUGAUUGGAGAACGGUGAAACUAAAAGCAACAAUUGAAGGUCUGAGGCUAAAGUCGUGCUGCUGACUGCUGAGGGGUGUGACAGCAGUAAGGUAUUUGCCUCGGACAACCAUUUCCUGCACUUUACAAAUUCCCCACAAAAAGGCCUCACGUAACUGGCCUCAAGCAGCUGUCCCUUGGGCUCUGCGAUCACGCUCCUAGGUCGCUCAGACCAAUGCGUAGCUGAUUUCCCUUUCAGGUCCCUCAGAAGUAUGCUUCCUCGAAUCGGACAGACUGUUUCCCAGUAGACAAUCGCUUGUGUGCUGUCCGACAAAACGAGACAGUUAAGGACUCGAAAAGAUAGGGAAACGUUCCUGCCUCCUUGUUGUCUCUGCCUACGCUCCCAGUGACUGCAGAUCGGACGAGGUUAAGUUGCUAGUUCCGCUGUAGGACUUAUUACUAUACAUACACUGACGAGGCCUUGGGAAGCUGCAGCAGAGUCUACAGGUACACGGCGUAACCAGAAUAUGUUCUUUAUCUGGACAGGACGAAGUCAAACUAAUGGUCCUACUUGGAUACUGUAUAUGCGUUUCGGAGACGCAGCAUACUUCGAUUUGCACGGGAUUCCAGUCUUAGCUAAGGAAGCUUGUUGCCCUACUUGACACAAGGUUAGAACAUUAAAAGCUCCAACAUGUAGUUUAGAGUAUGGUUUCAGGAGACCAGGAAUGACAUAACUUGAAUCGUUUGCAUUAGUGGCGCUUGGCGACAAAGGAACGAAAGAAGGGUUGGUCAUGGAUGUAAGAGAGUUAUUAGGUCAGUGGCACGACUUGUACUCAGACCGUUCUUCAAUCAACCUGCCUGGUAUGUUAGAACCUAAGGAAACAUAAGUUCCCUUGAAUAUAGCUCGGUUGGGUCAUCACAAUAGGCAAGCCCGACGACCACGUCAAGGUAGCAGCUACGGUCGGGAGCCUUCGUAUGCGACAUAUCCAUUGCUAAUCGUGUAGAAUUUCAUGAGAUGCACACUGAUUAGGUGUCGCUGUAGGUUUAAUGAAAAAUGCGUUGUUUUUGGAAUACGGUUAUCAAAUUUUUCAUUACAGAUACCGGCAGGACUGAAGCUACUUGGUUUGUACGUAAUCGACUCGAUAGUUAAAAAUGUAGGCACACCCUACAGAAAGUUGUAUACUUUGGAUAUUGUUGAUGCUUUUGUGCAUUCCUUUCAAUCGAUACGCGAUGAGAAGGGGCGGCUGAAACUAUACAAUCUAAGAACAACGUGGAAAGAUAUUUUUCCUAAUUCUAGGAUGUACGAACUUGAUAUUCGAGUGCGUGAGCAUGAUCCAGCUUGGCCUCUCUUAGCCAGCCCUCCUGAAGCAAAAGCUGCGUUUAGAUCCUUACCAAAUGUCCCAAAAAUACAAACUAAAGUGGAACCUGUAGUAGUCGAUGUUAAGCAAGAAGCGAAGGAGGCUUCGCUGACAACUAAGACCGUUAUCUCAGCUUCACGUGACCCGCGGCUCAAUAGAAAACGAAAGUCACCUCAGGAACCCCUUUCUUCUUCUGAUGAGUAUCUUAUCGACCGUUCAGGAGAUCAGAACAUGGAAUCAGUUGCUCGUAAACAAGGUAAACAGGCAGAUGCCAGUGAGUCGUCUAAGAAGGUCAUGUUGUUUGGGGGUGAGGACUGUGAUAUGCGUUCACAAAAUUCAGUACCCGCUUCUCCUGCUAGAUCAUCAGGUUGGUCAGAUUACAUUGGAAAGCACAGCGAAAUUUGCUCUCGACGUGAAGCCAAAGACAUAGAUAUGCGUUUUGCUCCGUCAGAUCCUCCACUUGCCUGCUCUCCUAGCUUUGGUGUCUCUGAGAAGGUAUCGAAAGCACCAUUAGAUGUACUAGUCACUAACAAACUAAAUUCUGUACCAACGAUUCCUCCUGCACCGAGGUACGAUACGUCAGAUGAACGCCUUCCACCGACUGAAUUACAAUCUGGGAAAAUUUUUGGUAAUUCCAAUCCAGAUACGAAAUUACGCCCCGAUGUUUUGAAAUCUGAAAACAUCCCACCCCGAUACUCCAAAGUGGAUAAUUUUGUCCCAAUGAAGGAACAUCAUCUGCCACCUCGCAUUACCGAUUUCGCCAGAGAUAGACCACAGUUACCUUCAUCUUUUCAGCCAACUACGGUCCCACCCAUUCGUGGGCCACCAAUUCGCGGUCCCGUGUGGAGUGUUGAGAUCAAUGGAUUUCCAGACAUGGUUAAUAUAGGUGUCGAUCCUCGAAUGCUAAGUCUUGUAACUCAUCCCAAGCCACCGAGACGAAUAACCAUUGAUGGUCAACAGUUUACACUAUUAUUAGAUAGAGUUCAACCAUUGAUAGCAAUAGGAGACCGCAUACAUGCUGUACGAUUCCGUUGUGAGUUUGCCACUAUUGUCAUUGAUGGUCGCUGUUUUAACAUUCCUGGCACAGGUUUUACCAGGGUUUCUAUUGGACCCAGAUUCUAUGUCGCAUACCUAGGUGGUCCUGGUCAUGAACUGGUUAUCGACGGCCGUCCACACACUGUCCCUACAACGUCUCAUCUAACCUUCAUAAAUGUUGGUCUUCAUUCAGUAGGCGUAAAAUUUGUUGGAAACGUGCCAAGAAAUGUCAAUGUCUUACCACCUAUCCCUCCCCGUCUACUCAAAUGGGCAGGUCAAGGUUUAUUUGGUUCACCUAAGAACCUGUUUAUGGCACCACUCAACCCGAUUAAGGAGCUCGCACGUCUCGUUGAACACGGAUACAAUUCAAGAAAUAAUUUUGUAAACAGACCUGUAGGCAAUGGAAAGCGACCAUCACCUAUGCGUCUUACAGAU